AUGGUAAACCGCAUAGAGAGUCCGGCAUUUGAAGCAAAGACCAGCUUCUGGGUUCCUCAGUUUAUUCUGCAUCGAACCCAGCCAUGGGCUAACCUCAUCCCAAUGACGAUGGAUGGUUACCCGAGUGGUAUGAAGGGCGGAUCCCCAGAGCACAGGUUGUACUGCGCCUGCUUUGCCUUGUUUUUGAGUUUUUUCGCCAGCAGGCCACUUGAUGGCAUGCAAAAGGAGACAUUCAUCUACAUCAAACAAAUGGAAGAAUAUGGUCAAAAAUUCACAAUCACAAUUCUUCAACCUCUGCUACAAGCUAUCAUGAACUUGCGGGACACUUCCUCUGGCUCCAAAACCGAAUAA
Molecule: messenger RNA, 351 nt
Organism: Seminavis robusta
Lineage: Eukaryota; Bacillariophyta; Bacillariophyceae; Naviculales; Naviculaceae
Source: the annotation of a GenBank genome assembly